GGACCCAAAGCGGCCAGCGGGCGAAGGGAGGAGCGCCGGGAGGAAGAGGCCGAGCCGCGGAGCACCGCCCCGGAGGAAGGGGAGGAGGCCGGGUGUUUCCUGGUGCAUUCCCGACCCGCCCCAGUGACUCAUUGGGGGUAGGAGAGCUCCCCGGGCCCGCCCUGGACGAGCGAAGGCGGCGCAGACCAGUAUGGCUGCCCAAGUGACACUAGAAGAUGCGCUGUCCAACGUGGACCUCCUGGAGGAGCUGCCUCUGCCUGACCAGCAGCCCUGCAUUGAGCCUCCACCUUCCUCCCUGCUCUAUCAGCCCAACUUCAACACCAACUUUGAAGACAGAAAUGCAUUUGUCACAGGCAUUGCAAGAUACAUUGAACAAGCGACUGUCCACUCUAGCAUGAACGAGAUGCUGGAGGAAGGCCAGGAGUAUGCUGUCAUGCUUUACACCUGGAGGAGCUGCUCUCGAGCCAUCCCUCAGGUGAAGUGCAACGAACAGCCUAAUAGAGUUGAGAUUUAUGAGAAGACCGUGGAAGUCCUUGAACCAGAGGUCACAAAACUGAUGAAUUUUAUGUACUUCCAGAGAAAUGCCAUCGAGCGUUUCUGUGGGGAAGUGAGACGCCUGUGUCACGCGGAGAGGAGGAAGGACUUUGUGUCUGAAGCCUACUUGAUCACUUUGGGCAAAUUCAUCAACAUGUUUGCCGUGCUCGACGAGCUGAAGAACAUGAAGUGUAGCGUGAAGAAUGACCACUCAGCGUAUAAGAGGGCUGCUCAGUUUUUACGUAAAAUGGCAGAUCCACAGUCCAUCCAGGAGUCUCAGAACUUGUCCAUGUUCCUGGCCAACCACAACAAGAUCACACAAUCUCUGCAGCAGCAGCUUGAGGUCAUUUCUGGCUAUGAAGAGCUCCUGGCGGACAUCGUGAAUCUCUGUGUGGAUUACUACGAGAACAGAAUGUACUUGACGCCCAGUGAAAAGCACAUGCUCCUCAAAGUCAUGGGAUUUGGCCUGUACCUGAUGGAUGGGAGUGUCAGUAACAUCUACAAACUAGAUGCCAAAAAAAGAAUCAACUUAUCCAAAAUAGACAAAUACUUCAAGCAGCUGCAGGUGGUUCCCCUGUUUGGAGAUAUGCAGAUAGAACUGGCGAGAUACAUCAAGACCAGUGCUCACUAUGAGGAGAACAAGUCCCGGUGGACCUGCACGUCCUCAAGCAGCAGCCCACAGUACAACAUCUGUGAGCAGAUGAUCCAGAUCCGGGAGGACCACAUGCGCUUCAUCUCUGAGCUGGCACGCUACAGCAACAGUGAGGUGGUCACUGGGUCUGGCCGGCAGGAGGCCCAAAAGACUGAUGCUGAGUACCGAAAGCUCUUCGACCUGGCUCUGCAGGGCCUGCAACUUCUGUCGCAGUGGAGCGCACACGUGAUGGAAGUGUACUCCUGGAAGCUGGUCCACCCCACCGACAAGUACUCAAACAAGGACUGCCCGGACAAUGCUGAGGAGUAUGAGCGCGCCACGCGCUAUAACUACACCACCGAGGAGAAGUUUGCCCUGGUGGAGGUGAUCGCCAUGAUCAAAGGCCUGCAGGUACUGAUGGGCAGGAUGGAGAGCGUGUUCAAUCACGCCAUCAGGCACACUGUCUACGCUGCCCUGCAAGACUUUUCCCAGGUGACCCUCAGAGAGCCGCUGAGACAGGCCAUCAAGAAGAAGAAGAACGUCAUCCAGAGUGUUCUGCAGGCCAUCAGGAAGACUGUGUGUGACUGGGAGACUGGGCACGAACCCUUCAACGACCCAGCUCUGCGGGGCGAGAAGGACCCUAAGAGUGGCUUUGACAUCAAGGUGCCACGGCGUGCUGUAGGACCCUCCAGCACACAGCUUUACAUGGUGAGAACCAUGCUAGAGUCCCUCAUUGCAGACAAAAGUGGUGCCAAGAAAACCUUGAGAAGUAGCCUUGAGGGGCCCACCAUAUUGGACAUAGAAAAGUUCCAUCGAGAGUCCUUCUUCUACACACACUUGAUAAAUUUCAGUGAAACACUGCAGCAGUGCUGUGACCUUUCCCAGCUGUGGUUCCGAGAGUUCUUCCUGGAGCUGACCAUGGGCAGGAGGAUCCAGUUCCCUAUUGAGAUGUCUAUGCCCUGGAUUCUUACUGACCACAUCCUCGAGACCAAGGAGGCAUCCAUGAUGGAGUAUGUCCUCUACUCCCUGGAUCUGUACAAUGACAGCGCCCACUACGCGCUCACCAGGUUCAACAAGCAGUUUCUCUAUGACGAAAUCGAGGCGGAGGUGAAUCUAUGUUUUGACCAAUUUGUUUACAAACUGGCAGACCAGAUAUUUGCAUAUUACAAGGUUAUGGCAGGAAGUUUGCUUCUCGACAAACGGUUACGAUCAGAAUGCAAAAACCAGGGCGCCACGAUCCACCUGCCGCCGUCCAACCGCUACGAGACGCUGUUGAAGCAGAGACACGUGCAGCUGCUCGGAAGAUCCAUUGAUCUCAAUCGUCUGAUUACGCAGCGUGUCUCAGCAGCCAUGUAUAAAUCUCUAGAACUGGCAAUCGGGCGGUUUGAAAGUGAAGAUUUGACAUCAGUGGUUGAGCUGGAUGGCCUCUUAGAAAUCAAUCGCAUGACACACAAGCUGAUGAGCAAGUACCUCACACUGGACAGCUUUGACGCCAUGUUCCGGGAAGCCAACCACAAUGUGUCUGCGCCUUAUGGAAGGAUUACCCUCCAUGUCUUCUGGGAGCUGAACUAUGACUUCUUGCCCAACUACUGCUAUAAUGGCUCCACCAACCGAUUUGUUCGGACAGUAUUGCCAUUUUCUCAGGAAUUUCAACGAGACAAGCAGCCCAAUGCACAACCCCAGUAUCUGCAUGGAUCCAAGGCUCUGAACCUAGCCUACUCCAGCAUUUACGGCAGCUACCGGAACUUUGUGGGGCCUCCUCACUUCCAGGUCAUCUGCCGGCUGCUCGGCUACCAGGGCAUCGCGGUGGUCAUGGAAGAGCUGCUGAAGGUCGUCAAGAGCCUGCUGCAAGGCACGAUCCUGCAGUACGUGAAAACCCUGAUGGAGGUGAUGCCCAAGAUCUGCCGCCUUCCCCGCCAUGAGUACGGCUCUCCUGGCAUCCUGGAGUUCUUCCACCACCAGCUGAAGGACAUUGUGGAGUAUGCAGAGCUGAAGACAGUGUGCUUCCAGAACCUGCGGGAGGUGGGCAACGCUGUCCUCUUCUGCCUGCUCAUCGAGCAAAGCCUGUCUUUAGAAGAAGUGUGUGACCUGUUGCAUGCAGCCCCCUUCCAGAAUAUCUUGCCUCGAGUACACGUGAAAGAGGGGGAGAGAGUUGAUGCCAAAAUGAAAAGACUAGAAUCCAAGUAUGCGCCCCUGCAUCUUGUCCCACUGAUUGAAAGGCUGGGAACCCCACAGCAAAUUGCAAUCGCAAGAGAAGGGGACUUACUGACCAAGGAACGACUUUGCUGUGGUCUAUCCAUGUUUGAAGUCAUCCUGACACGGAUCCGGACCUUUCUGGAUGAUCCCAUCUGGCGUGGGCCUCUGCCUAGCAAUGGGGUCAUGCAUGUGGAUGAGUGUGUGGAGUUUCACAGGCUGUGGAGCGCCAUGCAGUUUGUGUACUGCAUUCCCGUGGGGACACACGAGUUCACAGUGGAGCAGUGUUUUGGAGACGGGCUCCACUGGGCCGGCUGCAUGAUCAUUGUACUGCUCGGGCAGCAGCGCCGCUUUGCAGUGCUGGAUUUCUGCUACCAUCUUCUCAAAGUCCAGAAACAUGACGGCAAAGAUGAGAUUAUCAAAAAUGUGCCACUGAAGAAGAUGGUGGAGAGGAUCAGGAAGUUCCAGAUUCUCAACGAUGAGAUCAUCACUAUCCUGGACAAGUACUUGAAGUCUGGUGAUGGGGAGAGCACGCCUGUGGAACACGUCCGCUGCUUCCAGCCGCCCAUCCACCAGUCCCUAGCCAGCAGCUAAGGGCUAAGUUCACGGCAUCCUGUAACUGACGGCAUGUUUGUCUUUAUGUUAAUUAUAUUGACAUUUUUAGGGACUAUUUUGAACGUACUUACGGGGGUGCUUUUUGAUCUGAAAGCUUAACUUUAUAAAACUUAUUUUUCUAAACUAAAACUUGUAUAUGCCUUUGGGAUUGGGAAGUAUGAGAGUAUUGGUUGUCAGCUGUUGCCAUUACUAUGAUGGUCUUAACAGGUAUUUUUAUGUUUAAUGUUCCAGUAGCUAGUUAUAAAAUAUUGAAUUAGCCUGUAAGAAGCAUAACGCCAACUAACUGUAUUUUAAAACUUCCCUACCAAUUUUUAUUAUACUUAAUGAGUAGCUGCUUUGUUUAGGGAUUUUUCUGAUGGUCUUUUAGGAAAUCUUUUCUAAGUCAUUGCUCCCUUUUAUGCCAAAAGAGUGAAAUUGUUUCCUCUGCUCCCACCAAAUCCAGUAAUGUCAGUCUGACUUAUACGAUAUGACUUACAGAUUAGAGAAAUAAAAGUCAGUGUAAUCUGUUUGUGUUCGUUCACUGGGGUGGCAGGACACUUCACAGUGUGGGUUCAGAUCAGUGUCUGCAGAACGAGGUCAUGACGUCGUUCAGAAACAACCAGCACAGUUACCUUUACACCAGGUUUAGGCAGGGAUGAAAUGACCAUCAGUGAGAGGGAAGGCAGCAGCUGCGUUGUCCACACAGGACAGAGAGGAACACCAGGACUAAGGUAUGGCUCCCAUUUUCAAGGCCAACAGUUUGGGGGGUGGGGUUGACACGGGACAGUGGACACUGCAAGAAAGGGACUGGGAAGAAUUUGAGCCCGUCCCUAACAACCCUAAACAUUGCUUCUCAAUUGCGGGGGGACUAUCUCAGUCAGCUUGAGUCGGUCCAUGGGACCUGCCAAGUGAAAACC
Messenger RNA from Chionomys nivalis (European snow vole), 4869 nucleotides. It is a transcript of the gene Cyfip1, whose product is annotated as cytoplasmic FMR1 interacting protein 1. Gene Ontology annotation, molecular function: small GTPase binding; RNA 7-methylguanosine cap binding. Lineage: Eukaryota; Metazoa; Chordata; Mammalia; Rodentia; Cricetidae. The record is from RefSeq and is a predicted model, not a curated record. Gene Ontology annotation, biological process: axon guidance; regulation of actin filament polymerization; cell morphogenesis. The coding region runs from base 191 to 3952 and encodes 1253 amino acids. Gene Ontology annotation, cellular component: SCAR complex; synapse; neuron projection. The transcript is spliced from 31 exons.